This is a messenger RNA of Alternaria arborescens, 4950 nucleotides long. RefSeq lists its product as hypothetical. The transcript is spliced from 7 exons. Bases 1 to 4950 code for a protein of 1649 amino acids. Lineage: Eukaryota; Fungi; Ascomycota; Dothideomycetes; Pleosporales; Pleosporaceae. The record is from RefSeq and is a predicted model, not a curated record. Gene Ontology annotation, biological process: tRNA methylation. Gene Ontology annotation, cellular component: cytosol.
AUGGCAGAAGAAAACGCGCCUACUUCUGAUGUCCCUGUCUCUGACAAGGCAUUGCGGGAAUUAGCCAAGAAUGUGGCGAAGAAAUUGCCCAACUUCGCAGAGAAAGAGCCGGCAACUGCUCUGAAAGAACUCCAUACUAUUCUCGCUCCCGUUUUGGAGACUGCAGAUAUAGCAGAUCUAGAGAACAGCCAUCGCGCAGCCGCAUCGAAUGCUUUGUGUGGAAUUAUUGAGUAUUGUGCGGCUUCCGACAGUGCGUAUGCACGAGAGGCGAUCCUGGAUGAUUCGGUAUGGAUGAGAACCUUCAACAUCUACCUCCAGCGCUCUGGAGAUGCAAAGGGCAAAUCGAUGAGGCAGAUGCUUUUGGUCCUCACAAGUGUCAUUACCAAAGAUCAGAGCCUGCAUGCGAAUGAACUUCGGAGAAGAGCUACCUCUUCUUUCCUGGACAUCAUAUGUGAGCGCGAGGAUCGCAUCAAAGUCAAACCAGCUUUGCAAGGCCUUGCCCAUUUCCUGCUUCGGGAUGUCAUCUCCAUCACGGAAUUGAUUGGAUUGUUUGAUGUGCAGCUAAAGCGGACGUCGGAUACAGUCCAGGAUGCCGUGACUUCGAGGACAGUGUUCAAAUCUUUCCUUGCUUGGGUUGUUCACCACGACACCGCUCUUUCGGCGGGCCAUUUGAUCAAGAACUACCUACUUCAGGCCCGACGUCUUGCCGAUUACGACGAAAGAGGCAAUGACGGCUCCAUAUCACCAUUCUGGAUAGAGCCGGUGGUACAGACAUUACAAGAUUGGCCGGAUCGCAUUCAGGAGUUCAGAACUCACGUCUUCCCUCAUUGCUUUCUACCUAAUCUUUCGGAGUACUUGAAAUUUCUCGCAUAUCUCCAUUUUGAGUCACAUGUUCCACACGAAAAUGCGCUGCCCAGUCAGCUGUAUCAAGCUGGCGGUCACACGUCGUCCCUCGGAGAGAUGGAAGAGUUCAGGAUAUUGUUGGCAGCAAUCGCCACAGGAAAAGAACUCAAUAUAGUGAAGGACAAUGAUUAUAGAGUUCAAAGUGAUAUCGAGAUCCGCGAUGGAGCGCUAUAUCUGCCCGAUAACGUCCCUGGUGCCUGGAUGGCGGAUCCGCAUCCUGAAGUCAGACUUGCAGGCAUGUUUCUUUGCGUAUACUCCACUUCUGUUACGAGAGCUAUUAGUGGUGGCAUCCUACAGGCUCUCAGGCGCAACCUCUUCCAUCUGCAUACAGAUACGGAUGCGAACUUUCGCCGGGAAGUUCACGGCUAUACACAGAAGCUCUUCGAUCGUCUCAGAGCUAGUACGGCGACUCUUGCAAAGUCAAGAUUUAAGGGUGGUGCAUCUAGCCAAACACGCCUCCCUUUUCCAAAGACGAGCUCUGGUUCCCAUGGUUCGAUAGCCCGACAUGGGGAACAGGACCCGCUCUUUGAGUCUCUGGCUUUCAUCGCUUGGUAUAUCCAGUUUCUUGAGUGGGAGCUACGCCCGACUGCAUCUUAUCAGAGCCGCAUCACUGCAUUACGUUCGAUCACCAUCGUACUGCGCUCUGGGAUAGACCCGGGCGUCCCGUUCACCAGUCUUUCCAAAUCUGCACAAGGGCAGCUCAACUGGACUCAUGAACUUCGGAUCGGGAACACGAAACUUUGCCGGUCGCUGCUUGACCUGAUUUUAGAUCCUUUCGACGAUGUCCGUGACGCAGCUGUAUCAGUCUUGCAGCUAUGUCUAGUUGCUCUCCCUCGGACUGAUCAAGAACGUACCCUGUCGAUGAUUCCUCGCUUUCUUGCAAGAGCGGAAGCUACAAUGCUUCGAACAGGCCGAGCAGAUCAAGCAGAUGGCGUUGCUCGUGCUUAUGGAAUGGUCUUUGCUUUGGCCAGCGAUGAGUCAAACAUCUUCGCUGGCUCACACUUUUCUUCGAAACAGAGUUUGUUCGAACAUUUGAAAACACAGCUACAGGACACCUUGAACCUGGCCCACGCAGAUCUUUCAAAGGCCGUUGACGGUCGACCUGUACAUGGCACUUUUGCUGCGCUACGCUAUGUAGUUGACCAGCCCGGCUUCUACUCUAUCGUAUCCAGCUUACCACCGGAGGUAUUUGCCAUCUGGAAGAGGUCUCACGGCGAAAUUGUAGCAAGUAUUGAGAGUCUCUGGUCUUGCGUCUACCACGUCCUGUGUGCAGAUGCACCGGAAGGCCAUGUCCCCGAUGAGUUGGAAGAUGAGAACAGUCUAGACACCAAAGAGAUUCUAAGCUACUCAUGGAGGGGACUGAAGGAGGCCAGUGUUUUGCUACGAACUGUUAUUCUUAAAGCUCCUGUAGGCGAUGGGGACGGUGACCUUGUCACCCCGGAGCUUUUUGAAAAGCUAGGCAGACUCUGCUUUACACAGCUACUUGAGCUUCGUCACCGCGGUGCAUUUUCGACAGUGUCGCAAACAUUUGCUGUGUUCUGCCGCCGUUGUGUCACCUCGAGUAUACCCUCGAUACGUGCGCUGCCUGAAAUGUGGUACCAGGAAACCCUCCGAUCUAUUCAAGCGAAGUCAGAUGCCAUUACUAGGAGGUCCGCGGGCAUACCGGCAGCCAUGUCCGCAUUACUAGCAGCAGAACCCCAAGCAGGAGGCAAGCUCUUCCCACGAGCCAUAAAGGAUCUUGUAGCCGAGACUUUGGUGGAAGCGCAGAGUACCAAUAUCGAGGAAAGCCGUCUUCCUCAAGUGCAUGCCCUUAAUUGCAUCAAGGAGAUAUUCACAACCUCCAAGCUAAGUGUUGCAUCUGAGGCAUAUAUCGGACAAGGUCUCGAGCUUGCUGCUAAAACCUUGAAUUCGUCUAUAUGGCCACUCCGCAACUGUAGUUUGAUGCUGUUCAAAGCUCUGAUUGAACGACUGCUCGGCAGCGACGAAGCACAGGACUGGAAAGAGCGGGAACGAGCCAAGACUUCGCGCUUCUCCUAUGAUAACUAUCCCAGCCUCGUGAAAAUCUUGAUAGAGCUGCUUGAGCCAAGUAGCGAUGUCAAGAUUAUGGAGACGCCUGAGGCUGGUAGCUCACCGAUGGACCUCCAUGGUGCCGAGGGCGUAUUUCCUGCCCUUCAGAUCUUGCGCCAAGCCCGACCACCGGGAGAUCUCACCAAGAUUCGGAGCUUGGUGAGAGACUUACUCCCAAGCCCGCAUUGGCAUAUGCGGGACAUGGCAGCCAGAACGUAUGUAUCACUACAUACUACAAACGAACAUCACGAGAAGCUCUCUUCCAUAUUAGAUACCGUCCCCAGCGACCAUAAUGGGCAACACGGAAGACUUCUAGUGGUGAUGUAUCUGCUGAGGAAAUUGUUGCGAGAUGAAACUCAAUGUACCCUACAGCACUUUGCAGCCUUGAUGGAGCAGCUUGGACAACAUGCAACGAGUUGGUACAUGACGAGUGAUUGUCCUUUCGUUCGAACCGCCUUUCUUGAUGUUGUGAGCAUCUGCGGCAAGGCUAUGCUCCAGAGGGCAAACACUAUCUCAAUAAUCGAUGCAUGGAAAGACCUCACUACAUCUAUAGCGAUCGGACCCGAGUACGAAAUUGGGCCCAGCGACCGCCACGGCGAUGCCUUGCUUCGGACUUCUCUUGCACAAGUAUACAUGAUUGAUCGUGUAAUACUGCGCAACGAUUCCCUUCAGAUCAUGGUUUCAGAUGAUUAUCAGACCAUCGGCGAUGCACUUAUGCUCCUCGCAAACGAAGAUCCGGAUACCUGCCUGGAGGCACUGGAAACACUAGACACUAUACUGCAGAUGAAAGCGUCUCACGAUCUGACCGUUCCGCUCUCUCUAGUCUUAGCACAUAUCCACCGUGUGGUCUUGGAAGCCACGGAUCCAGAAGUGAUCUCGAAGUCGCAAGCCGUGCUAGCCGAUGCUCUUGCGAACAACAACCUGAAGAGUGAAUUCUUUAGCCUAGUCAACGAAGACCAGACCAUGAUCACUCUAAACAAGCUGCAAUUACAGUGCAUCCAAGGCCCACCAUCGAACAUGCAAAGCGCUGUACAUCUGCUAGGUUCCUUCCUCGAUCACUCAUAUCAUACGUACCCACUUCGCCGUGCCGAGAUCCUAGCAGCUAUUGCGCGGUACAUUCGCCUUCUACGCAUGACAAUUGUCGACACAAACCCCUUCGAUACGCGUUUCGCUGCUAUACAGUCCCUCUCCACAUUAGGAUCGGUCUUCACCUUGGCUCCGAGUGAAAAAGCAACAGGGUCACUGGUCCUAGGUCUGGCUAUCGUCCUCUACGAUCUCCUCAACGAUGAUGAUGACGAAAUUCGCGAUCUGGCUGCCUCUACAACGGGUUCAUUCUUGCGUUUACAAGGUAAAGACACCUUCAAGGAUACGGUGCCGAUAUCGACGACGCACCGGCUUGCGGCUUACCUGAUCACUGCGUUCUCGACAUCGCAGUACUUAGCUACAGAAGCGAUACGACGUCUGACAAAUACACACUCGCCCACACUCCCCUUCUAUAUACCCUUUGCCGAAACCUUUGCUCAGGAGAGGAAAGAAGAUACCUCGCUCUUUGCGCAAGAGAAGCAGAAUCUGUACAAGGACGAUACUCUAGAUACGAUUCUUUGGUCUCGUAUCCUCUGCUCCUUGUCUUCUUCAGCUACUCCUGAGAGUCUACGCAUUGGCUUGACCACCUGGGUACUAGAUGGCCUGACCACACUUAUGCAGACGGCGGAGAAAGAAGGUGAUGGUGCACUAGGAUGGAGUACAAAAGCUGAGGUUUUCACACUAGGAAUGCGGAUUUUCUGUGCGAGCGAGGUAGUGGUGAGGUGGGGCGGUGGGGAGAAAGUAGAGGUAGUGAAGAUGCUGAGUAGAUUUUCAGAAGUGGGCACUGAGCGAGGUAUCCACGGCUUGUGGAUUGAGAGGGUUCAGGGGUUGUUGAGCAGAGAAGUGAAGAGGAUGCUGAGGAGAGCCAAGGCAGGCUUGCUGGAUAUUGGAUUCUGA